UUGAAUUCGUUUUGUGAUGUAUUAGCAAUUAACAUUUUAUCUUUGACUAUUAUGAAUCGCUAUACAAACACCGAGAUGACUGACAUGCAUUUCAUUUAUGGACUUGCUGAUGGAAAUUCAUUAAAAGCUAGGAGGUUGUACAUUGAACGAUUUCCUGGGCGUAAUAUUCCUGACAGAAAAUUGUUUCAAAAUAUUCAUCAACGUCUGCAUGAAACAGGCGCAUUGAAAAAAAUGGGGGGACCAGGAAAACCAAACACAGUAAGAACGGUGGAACUGGAAGAGAAUGUGCUGGACAUGAUCGAAGAAGACCCUAGUACUUCUACUCGAAAAAUUUCCAAUACUUUGAAUAGAGGUAUUACCAGCCCGGGCACCCACUGGAAUCAACACUACACCCCAGCCCGCUGUCACCUAAUUCGUUUGAACUUCAGGCAUACUCUUGUCCAGCUGCGUAGCUACAAAGGAGCAAGAGGGUGCAAUGCACUGAGGCCCCCAAACUUAGAAGGCCUCCAACCAUGUUUGAACUAGCUAAAAACAACUCCAUAUUACAAAUUUUGAAUAUUGUCAGUUCUUCGAUAACUCUCUGAGGAGAGGGUCUCUGGUUCCAGCGUUGUCAACCGCUCCCUUUUUCAGGUUUAAUCACCAAAAAAAUUCAAAUAAAAUAACAUGACAACAAUAACGUGACAUUAGUCGAGAAACUAAAAGCUUCAACUGAGGAAGGAGGGAAAUCUCCAAAACAUUUAGAAAAUAAAGGACUCAAAUGGCUUUCCAUGCAAUUUGUAUUCGAGUUUGAUGUCAUUUUCGAUCUUUCGUUUCUAAAUAUGAAAGCAUUGUUCCUAAAUUACAGGAAUAAUGCAAGGCUACGAAAAUGUACAAUUCUACUCAGAAAUUUUCAUAAUUGUUUGUGGAAGAAGGUUCCACUCUAUAGCUCAAGUGUGAAGCUUCAGUGCGCCAACACCCAGAGUACAACACAUCUUACUGAUUAGUAUCUUAUAUCAUAGCCAAAUUAGAUUCAGACAAUAGUAUAUUGAGGAAUCAAGAAAUGAAAAUGUUAAUAUUUCAAUAUAUUUAUUAUUUUCUCUGGACAUUUAAAAGUUUAGUACAUAUUUAAGUAUAUUUUAAUCUAAAUUUACAAAUAUAUUAGGUUGAAACAUUAAUUUCCUUUGAGGAUAAGCAUCAAGCUGCCCCCUUGCUCAUACACAUAUUUAAAAAUGAUAAAACACA
Molecule: messenger RNA, 1221 nt
Organism: Harmonia axyridis
Lineage: Eukaryota; Metazoa; Arthropoda; Insecta; Coleoptera; Coccinellidae
Exons: 2
Coding region: 52-525 (157 amino acids)
Source: RefSeq, a predicted model, not a curated record